Messenger RNA from Varanus komodoensis (Komodo dragon), 3399 nucleotides. RefSeq names its product REL proto-oncogene, NF-kB subunit (gene REL). Gene Ontology annotation, molecular function: DNA-binding transcription factor activity, RNA polymerase II-specific; RNA polymerase II cis-regulatory region sequence-specific DNA binding. Bases 161 to 1954 code for a protein of 597 amino acids. The record is from RefSeq and is a predicted model, not a curated record. Gene Ontology annotation, cellular component: cytoplasm. NCBI's taxonomy places the organism in Eukaryota, Metazoa, Chordata, Lepidosauria, Squamata, Varanidae. Gene Ontology annotation, biological process: response to cytokine; innate immune response; regulation of transcription by RNA polymerase II. The transcript has 10 exons.
GAGGGGUAGAAGCGGGGCCCCGGCCGGGGAGGCGCAGAGGCACCACGCGCCGGAGGCUGCGGCGGAGCGACGCGCGCGAGCGACGGGCGGGCGAGACGGGCGAGCGAGACGGGCGAGCGCGGAGCCGUCUCGGGCAGCCAGCCCGCCGCGGGUCGGCGCCAUGGCCGGUGGCCCUGAACCAUACAUUGAAAUAUGCGAGCAGCCCAGGCAGCGGGGAAUGCGCUUCCGGUAUAAAUGCGAAGGCAGGUCAGCUGGCAGCAUCCCAGGAGAACGUAGCACUGAUAUCAACCGGACUUUUCCAUCAAUACAGAUUGUUAACUAUUUUGAGAAAGUAAAAAUCAGAAUAACACUGGUAACCAAGAAUGAACCGUACAGGCCUCACCCACACCGGCUGGUUGGAAAAGACUGUGAAAACGGUUACCAUGAAGCCGAAUUUGGACCGGAACGCAGAAUUCUGACUUUUCAGAAUUUGGGCAUCCAGUGUGUGAAGAAAAGAGAGCUGAAGGAGUCCAUCAUCUCUCGCAUUGGGAAGAAGAUCAACCCCUUUGGUGUACCGGAGGAGCAGCUGUUGGCCAUCGAGGAAUACGACCUCAACGUCGUGAGACUCUGCUUCCAGGCCUUCAUUUGCGACGAACAUGGCAACUGCACGAUCCCUCUUCAUCCAGUCGUCUCCAACCCGAUCUAUGACAACCGUGCCCCCAAUUCAGCAGAACUGAGAAUCUGCCGUGUGAACAAGAAUUGCGGAAGUGUGAAAGGUGGAGAUGAAAUUUUCCUCCUCUGCGACAAGGUUCAGAAAGAUGACAUUGAAGUGAGAUUUUUCAUGAAUGACUGGGAAGCCAAGGGGGUCUUCUCACAAGCUGAUGUGCAUCGUCAAGUCGCCAUCGUCUUUAGGACGCCUCCCUUUCACAAAGACAUCUUUGAACCCGUGACUGUGAAGAUGCAGCUGCGGAGACCCUCAGAUCAAGAAGUCAGUGACCCUAUGGACUUUAGAUACCUACCUGAGGAAAAAGACCCAUAUGGCCAUAAAGCGAAAAAACAGAGGCCGCCCACGGGCUUACAGAAACUCAUGCAAGACUGCGGUCCAUUUGAGAAGCCUAAAGCUGCUGCGUUCCAGACUUCUGCCAAUGAGGGAAAGAUAAUUAAGAAAGAACCAAACAUGUAUCACGCUCAAACUGAGGUUGUCAUCCCGCCACAGAGGACCGUGGUGAACACCGCUCCGGUCCAGUCGUAUUAUCCCACUUCCAUCAACAACAUCAGUCCCAGUGGACGCCCAACUCCUCCUUUACAGAUGACGGGCCCCAUGAAGCAGGAUGGAGCUCUCUCGGCAUGCUGGCGUUCCUCACCUUCGACCCUCGGUGAUUUCCUGCACCAAGGCAACUGCUUGGGAGAUGCAUUGCAUCUCAACAUGCAAAAUGGCGGCUCUUCAAUGGUGGAGCAGGAAAAUAGCCUGAAUUGGCCCAGUCAAAAGGACAGGAACUUCUACAGAGCUUUCCUCAAUGCAGCCAAUGGCCAAGGGACAGCAUUAUCAUCAACACCAUCACUGUCCAUCUCUCAUCAAGACAUGCAGAGCGUCUCCAGCACAGUCCCCAGCCAGGCUGUUCCUCCUGCAAAUGUGUCAAUGCCCAACGGCAUCUGCAUGGAGAUGGAAGACACCAGGUGUGCAAGCGUAAACCUGGAAAAGGCAUCCUUCGCACAGGUUCUAAAUCCAGGAGACAAGAGGCAGGUGCAGCCAGCACUGCUUCCCGUUACAUCAAUAGCUCCCACUUGCAGCUCGUCUUUGAAUUCCAUGUCCAGCGGUUUGGAGACAAUUUCCUUCCAUUAUCUGGAUAACUUCCAUGAAUUGAGACCACCAAGCAACUCUGCUUUUGAGAACCCAAACCAUACAUCCCAUAACCAGUUCUUCAACCCAUACAGCAGCCAAGAUGAAGAGUUUCUCAACUCUUUCGAAUACUGAUGAAACCACGAUAGAACGCUUCAUAGACUAUUACUCUGGUACCCAAUUCCUAUCAGUGGGAGAAUUAGUUUUCCCCACGACUUCUGAAAAGAACUCUUAUUUCAUCUCAGGGAAUCAGCAUGUAGAGAAAUUUAAACAAUACCACAACAAUUUUAGGAUCACCGAUAGAAGAACUCAUUAGGGUCGAAUAGUUUCUCAAUUUUAAUCUGCAAAAAGCAAUAUUGCAAUUACUUGUGUUUAUGUUCUUGCACUGCUGCAAUAAGUUAGUGCAGAGACAUUAUUUAAUUUUUAAAUAGUCUUUUGCGGCAUGUUCCAUAACAGAUGCUUGGCUAAAAUGCUUUUAGCUGAAGCAACGAACACUGAAAAAUUUUGUUUGUUUCCCGGCCUUUCCAGGGAAGACAGUUCCAGAUGAAAUAGACCCAAGGCAAGACAAACCAAAUAUAUAUAUGCUAUUUAAAGGUAUAAAAAGUGUCACCCACUUCACAGCUAUGAUGCACAAUUGGCAUUUAUGAUUUAAAACUCUCAAUAUAAGACGAUGCAUUCGCACAGGAAGGUCUAGCAAUUGCUUGCGUGUGUAUGGUUCGUUGCAUAAGUACCGAUGUAAAUUCUACAGCACUUUUUAAAAGUGAGUAUUACUGCACAAGAAGUGAGCUAGUUAUGCACAUCCAUUUUGGUGGAAUUGCAGGUGAAAAGGAGCCCCUUUUAAAGCAGUGUUUAGUUCUGAUCUGGUUGUGGGUUGGAUAGUUGGGAGUGCACACCAUACAUUCUUACGAAAAUGGUAUUAUUGCAUGAAUGUCUCAAAAGAGGCAUUCUCUGCUCGCCUUUCAACAGGAAUGCCUCUUUUAAAACGCCUCUUGCUACGCUGUGUGCAGAGCCCAAGUCUUGCCGCUUAAACCCAGACAUGUCUGGACAAAGCCAAGCCAAUCAAGAAAAGAUUUAUUAAUACAGCUUUAAAAAGGGGCAGCCUAGCACAAUUCUGCGCCCAAACAUCACAAGCCAAAGUCUCUUGGCAGUUACGGAAAGCAGCAGGGUCUAAUCAUUCCCAGCAGGUCCCCGUCUGCUGAGUGGGUCUCACUCCCUUGAAAAAAGGCAUAGUCUCUGUUACUCCUUGCAAAGAGACUCUUCAUGUCCAGGGCAAGGUUAAUGCAGCAUCCUGCUUCUCCCAGAAGGCAAGAAAAUAAUUACACUUCUCCACAUCUAAGAACAACCUCCUAGUUCUCUAUUGAAGCCACUCUCAUUCCCUCCAGAAGACCUUUUAUGUCUACAUCUACUCCCAUUUCAACCCAUACUCAGUCCAAAUUGAGGCUUUCCAAAGCAGGUUGGUCGAAAGGUCGCCAGUUCGAAUCUGCACAACGGGGUGAGUUCCCGUUGCUCCGUCCCAGCUCCUGCCCACCUUGCAGUUCGAAAGCAUGCAAAUGCAAGUGGAUAGAAAGGUACCACUUCGG